UAGUGGAAGCCUAUUUAACCAUGUCCAUUCGGAGACGACCUGGCAUAUUCCAGAAACACCGGUCGACAUUGUGAUUCCAAUUAAUUCUUAUUGCAAGUCAUUUCUUCAUUUUUCUAGUCCUAUAAUGGCGCUUGACAAAAGACUAGUCAAUUUACUAGUCGUUGUCGUUCUAAUUUUCCUGAUUGUCCCAUCGCAUCAGCAAGGAUCGCCUACAUGCGGGCAAACGAGUUCAAUGACGUCUAGGGUCGUGGGAGGUAGCGUGACGCAGGCCAACCAAUUUCCGUGGAUGGCCUACCUCCAAAUUAAAUUCUGGAGUGGAGAUACAGCCACUUGCGGUGGCACUCUUAUUAAUCAAGAUUGGAUCCUGACGGCAGCCCACUGCCUUUAUGGAGGUGUUGAGGUUCGAGUAACUCUGGGCGCCCAUGACACCAGCAGCAACAGCCUAUCAUCCGUUUCUUUCACCUUGCUUCCACAAUCGUUCAAAAGUCAUCCGAAUUUUGUUUAUGGCAAAGUCGAGGACGAUAUCGCCCUUAUCCAGCUGCCUUACACCAUCUCUAUCUCCAAUAAAGUUCAACCAGCAUGUCUUCCUUUUGCUAGUGAUUCUGAUCAAGUGAAUGAUCCUGUCGUCGUCACUGGAUGGGGCAAUUUCUCCAGUGUUGUGGACAGCGGGUUGAGCUCUGUUUUACGCCAAAUCAAUACGAAUGUCAUUUCUUCUUCGGGAACCAACGGCGUGUGCCAACAGACGGCUGCUGAAGGUUCAUUUUCCGGCGAUAAAGUCAUUUGCAGUGAUGGUUCUCAAUUUCGUCGCUACUGCUACGGUGAUGAUGGAGGUCCUAUGAAUUUCUUCAACAAGGAAUGGAAUAGGUGGUUCGUUAUCGGUGUUGCCGGAAGAGGCGACGCUUCCGUCAACUGUCAGAAUAAUAGGCCCAACGUGUUCAGUCGUGUCAGGGGCUAUCUAGAUUGGAUCGGAGGUAUUACCGGUUUAAAGCCCAUCACGACGACAACAACAACAACAACUACUACAACGACAACGACUACAACUACCACGACGAAGCCUCCCACGACAGUUUCGUCUUAUUUUGAUUGCAUGGGCAAAGCAGAUGGCAACUACGCCAAUCCGGCAUCCAGUUGUUCCAUUACCUUUUACAUGUGCUCCAAUGAAUAUGCCUAUCUCUUUGAAUGCGCUCAAGCGGGAACAUAUUACCGAGCUGAAAUCGGUAGAUGCGACUGGCCCGAAAAUGUCGCCGGUUGCAACAGCAUUUAAUAUAAUGGUGGUUUUAAUGUUGGGAAUCCAAUUAGAUUUCCAAACUUCUAUGACAGCACUCUUCAUUAUAACUAAAAUUUGAAUAAUUGAUUCUACUUCGUUUAAGAGAAUAAACAAACUGGGAAUCAGGAAUUUUGGAAAUCAA
This is a messenger RNA of Daphnia pulex (common water flea), 1409 nucleotides long. RefSeq names its product chymotrypsin BI-like. The coding region runs from base 125 to 1264 and encodes 379 amino acids. NCBI's taxonomy places the organism in Eukaryota, Metazoa, Arthropoda, Branchiopoda, Diplostraca, Daphniidae. The transcript is spliced from 6 exons. Gene Ontology annotation, molecular function: chitin binding; serine-type endopeptidase activity. Gene Ontology annotation, cellular component: extracellular region. The record is from RefSeq and is a predicted model, not a curated record. Gene Ontology annotation, biological process: proteolysis.